CAAAACCCGGAAGUCAAAAUAAGAGGAACCGAAACCUGGCUGUUCCAAAGACAUUUUACACAUUCCCUCGUUCUAUCCAGAACUAGCUGCUGAUUUUUGAGCUUCUUUACUCGAUUUUGGCGCCGUGUGACACAACGACAAUGUCGGUCUCAGCGUCUCACUUCGGACCCGGGCUGAGUUCCGAAGCGGUGCGCCGGCACAACGAGACGGUGCUAGCCGACUGUGAGCCGGGCGACCUGCUAGAGUUUCCCCGCUCGUCCUACUCCCACUGGGCUGUGUAUGUCGGGGGCAGGCGCGUUAUACACCUCUCUGGGGAGAACGACGGUAUCAGCGAUGGGCUGGGCAACCCGGCUAAGGGGGCGUCUAUCUCCGGGAAGAUGUUUGAAAAGGCUCAGAUCAUGGAGGACCUGUUCUGGGACGUUGUUGGUGACAGCAUGGUGAAGAUAAACAACUACCAGGACCGGAGCAAGGCGGUGCCUUCCGGGGAUGAGAUCGUGGACAGGGCACGGUCACGACUGGGGGAGACCGGCUACAACGUGCUGUGGAAAAACUGCGAGCACUUCGCUACAUGGUGUCGAUACGGAGUGGAACAGAGUCAACAGGUGAACGACACCCUGUGGUACCUGGGGGUGGGCGCUGCAGUGACAGCAGGGACAGCCUUGCUAGUCAGCGCGAUGUUUGGCGACACUCAGAAGGAGAAGAAACAAACUUCACGGCGAUAAAGUAGUCUCCAACAGACACCAAACGCUGCCUGAAAAAUUUAGCCAAAUAGGAAAAUAAUCUAAUAGGGGAGUUUAGAAACCAUGGAUUUUCAUAUACAUUCCACACGUGUGCCUGUACUUUUUCUUGUAGAAAGAAAUUUGCACUAAAGUUUGUUUGCAAUUAUGUAACUAUGAUGCAAUUCAGCAACCACCAUGUUGCUUAUAUUAUCUUAAAGCAAAUACAUUAUGUGAAUCAUUCUAGACAUUUAUGCUUAUGAUGUUAUAAAGUCUGUUUAUUAAGUAGCAUGAUAUGAAGAUAACACAUUCCAUGUCUCUGGUAAAGCCAAUGUGGCCAGUAGAAUAUUAUUUCAAAGCUAGUGCAUUAUGUGAAUCAUUCUAGACAUUAUGCUUAUAAUGUUAUAAUGUCUGUUUAUUAAGUAGCGAUUAUUUAUGGGGAUAACACAUUCCACUUGUCUCUGGUAAAGCCAAUGUGGCCAGUAAAUUCACUUAUAUGUUGAGUGUACAUACUUCAUAGUUAACUAUACAUAUAUUUCCUACAUAAUAGACAUUUGAUGUUUGUCUUCUUCAGCUUUAUUGCAUUACUCUAGUAACGAUAUGUACAUAGCUCAUCUGAAAUGUUAAGGACUGCUAGUCUUAGAUUUGUCUCCAGUUAACAUAAGCAAGUAGAAUUUCUAUUUCUAUACUGGUUCCAUACAUGAUCUUCUUAUGAACAUUAAUAAAGCUUUAUCCCUAAAA
Messenger RNA from Branchiostoma floridae (Florida lancelet), 1457 nucleotides. RefSeq names its product phospholipase A and acyltransferase 3-like. The transcript has 3 exons. Gene Ontology annotation, cellular component: cytoplasm. Bases 141 to 722 code for a protein of 193 amino acids. Lineage: Eukaryota; Metazoa; Chordata; Leptocardii; Amphioxiformes; Branchiostomatidae. Gene Ontology annotation, biological process: N-acylphosphatidylethanolamine metabolic process. Gene Ontology annotation, molecular function: A2-type glycerophospholipase activity; glycerophospholipid phospholipase A1 activity. The record is from RefSeq and is a predicted model, not a curated record.